Messenger RNA from Malaya genurostris, 1442 nucleotides. Its product is annotated as larval cuticle protein A2B-like. Gene Ontology annotation, cellular component: extracellular matrix. Lineage: Eukaryota; Metazoa; Arthropoda; Insecta; Diptera; Culicidae. The record is from RefSeq and is a predicted model, not a curated record. The transcript is spliced from 4 exons. The coding region runs from base 108 to 704 and encodes 198 amino acids.
AGUUUAGUAUAAAAACGCCCGGCCACAAUCGAACGGAUAUCAUUCACAGUUUAGAAUUUGUAGCAAAACGUUAGAACCGAUUCUAGCAUCCACCAUCCUAAACAAAAAUGGCCUUCAUUAAAUCCGUUGUGUGCCUGGCCGUUCUCGGAGUUGCCGCUGCCGGAGUUGUCCCGUACGCCGCUGAAUACAAGGGAGAUUACUACUCCCACCCACAGUACUCCUUCAACUACGGAGUCCAUGACGGUCUGACUGGAGAUGUGAAAUCUCAAGUUGAGAGUCGCGAUGGGGAUGUCGUCAAGGGACAGUACUCGCUGGUUGAACCCGAUGGUUCCGUGCGUACCGUCGACUAUACCGCCGAUGAUUUGAAUGGAUUCAACGCCGUCGUCACCAAGUCUGGACCAUCGGUUCACGCUCCGGUUGCCCAUGCUGCCCCAGCUGUCGUUGCUCACCAUGCCGCCCCAGCCGUCGUUUCGGCUCCAGUCCUGAAGACCUAUGCUGUCCCAGCUCCAGUUCUGAAGACUGUCGUUUCGGCUCCAGUCCUCAAGAGCUAUGCUGCCCCAGCUCCAAUCCUGAGCUCAUAUGCUGCCGCUCCGGUUGCCUACGCUCAUGCUCCCUCCGUGUAUGCUGCCCACGCACCGGCAGUCUACGGAUCUGCCUACGCUCCAGCUGCCUACCACGGAUAUGCUUCUCCGUACUACCACUAAACCGUACUACCACAGGGACCUCGAUGAUGCUAUCUGCCGGUGGAAUACCUUUUCCAAUCCGGGCACUGCCACUUCCACUUAUUUAUUUCCAUCCUCCUUCGUCUGUCUCCGAAACCACCGCUCAAACCCCAUCCCGAAUUCCACGCACUGUACCCGCAUUCCACCGAGUGCCGCCAAUCAGCGAACAUCGCCAUAAACAAAUGCCGUUGACGAGAGGAAGCACCCAUUUGAAUUGCAUAUCUGUAUAUAACACGAGAGAUGAUGACCCUAGCGCUGCCACCGGUUCUGAAAACGUGAUUGUUUCUUAUUCAAUCGCGAUACAGUAGUAGUUAGUCAGACGAUUCCAUAUCCCCGGGCUGCGGUCACCCGGACCGAGCGGAAGUUGACUUCCCUCUUUCUCGCGAAUCGGAUCAAAGUCUCCGAGAUUCGACGGAUGAAGCCGGGUGUAUGGAAUCGGCAGGUUUUUAGUUUUAUUAUUUUUUUACGUUCAAUGCAUGAUUUUCCGGACUGAGUGAAUGAUCGAUCUGAGUGGCGACUCACCACACAAAAACACACACACCGCUACAGGUGACUUCACUAUACAACAAUACUCAUGUGUACUUCCAAUUAGUAGAUGUUUGUUUGUUUGUUUCUUCUGACUUCUGAGUGACACCUUGACCAAAAGCGAACGGAAGAACGAUUUGUACAGAGCUGAACACCGAUGAUGAUAUUAAUUUAAAUAUAGUGACUUAAUUCAUA